CGGUGGCGUGGUUUGUUUGCAUCGUCGCUGGGUGGACAACAUGUUGAGUCUCUGGGGCAGCUAGUUUCAGACUACUAGACCGCGAACGUGUAGCGAAGAGUAGCACUGGAUCCUCCGUUUCCGAUCCCGGCAACGGUUCAUCAGUAGCCGUCAGUUGUGCCUGGUCGCAGUCAUGUUUUCUCGCGCAAUCGUGUGUCGCGCCAUCGUCAGCCCGCCUCGCCGGAUCCUAGUCAAUCGGCAUCAUCUCAAUCAACUGAAAUGGAAACUGGACUACUGCACCAAACCACCCGGCGAGGCACCACCUUCGGUGCGGCGGUUGUGGAAACUUCUUUUCGGGCGCUAUCUGCUCGCAACCAACACGGUCACCUCCGGAGUGCUGAUGCUAGUCGGGGACUUGGCAGCACAGAAGAUCGAACAUCGGCAAGGAAACGCGCCAACCGAUUCCUCUUACGACGGGCGCCGAGUCUUUAACAUGACCCUGGUUGGACUGUCACAGGGCCCUUUACACCAUUACCUGUACAAGUGGAUGGACGUGUUACUUCCGGGGGCGUCCGUGCGAACAGUAUUCAAGAAGAUUGGCCUCGAUCAAGUCGUCAUCUCGCCCAUUUUCAUCAUAACUUACAUGUAUAGCGCCGGGCUGUUGGAGGGAGCUUCCGUUGCCGCGUGCACCGACGAAUUGCGCCAAAAGUACUGGACGAUUUACGUGGCAGAUUGGUUGGUUUGGCCCCCGACGCAGUUCAUCAACUUUUAUUGGCUGAGCCCCAAGUACCGAGUUCUGUACAUAAACGGCAUCACGAUGCUUUACAAUGUGUUCCUAUGCUACAUCAAGCAUAACGACGACUUAGUCUCCUUGGUAACGGGAGAUCCUGUGAAAAAAGAGAAACCAGCGACGAACCCAUCACACCCGUAAGCGGCCACUUUUUCUUUCCAGUAAGUCAGUAAGCAUCUGGCCCAAUUUGUACUUAAUACUUUCCACCGUUCCAAUACGGCGGCGGACACGCGUAAUAUAUUAUUAUUGCCAUUUUCAGUCAAUUUUUCUGAAUUAAAUUGCUAUCCCAGUUGUUUCGCACGCCCGAACGCGGGCUGCUUGGACGAACCUAGCGACCGGGUGUCCUGAAAUCUAUUGUCUUCGUUUCGUUUUAGCUGACAGUUAACAGUAAAAAAAGCCUUGAUUAGGAUGCCUUUCAAAAUUUACAACGAUGGCACAACACGUUGGCUCCGGUGGCGUGUAUGAUAGGCAAGGCUAGGAAAAAUAAAGUAUUUAUCUUCCGUAA
Molecule: messenger RNA, 1274 nt
Organism: Anopheles bellator
Lineage: Eukaryota; Metazoa; Arthropoda; Insecta; Diptera; Culicidae
Product: mpv17-like protein 2
Exons: 2
Coding region: 173-910 (245 amino acids)
Biological process (GO): mitochondrial ribosome assembly
Cellular component (GO): cytoplasm; membrane
Source: RefSeq, a predicted model, not a curated record